UCCCAGAACUGUGGCCAUUACUUCACCCCAAAGCAAUGUGGAUGGACAUCUGCAGAGGUCACAUUGAAGGAACAUGGAAUCAUCUGCUGUGGAAAUGGAACUAAUAGAAUUACAGGAGGACCUGGGUCUAAAAAUGAUCCAUAAAUCCCAGUCUACAACUGAGUUCUGGAAGCAAGUUCCAGAAAUAAAAUAUCCUGAACUGAAGAAAACCAGUGUGCGACUCAUCUCAAUUUUCAGCACAACAUACUGCUGUGAAUCACUGUACUCCGUAAUGAAGUUUGUGAAGUCGAAGCAUCAUGCUAUCCUUACAAAUCAACACCUGACGGAGCUAAUUCGUACAUCCUUGACAACAUAUCAGCCGGAUUUUCGACUCACAGCCAAGAUGGAGACUCAUAAGACCUCUACUAGCAGUAAAUAGCCUGAUAAUUGCAGCAAUGUCUGUUUGUGUAAUAAAAAUAUGAUUAUAAUUUUGU
Messenger RNA from Rhineura floridana, 473 nucleotides. Its product is annotated as general transcription factor II-I repeat domain-containing protein 2-like. The coding region runs from base 74 to 418 and encodes 114 amino acids. Lineage: Eukaryota; Metazoa; Chordata; Lepidosauria; Squamata; Rhineuridae. The record is from RefSeq and is a predicted model, not a curated record. The transcript has 2 exons.